CAGAGGCCACAGUCACCUCAAUGCUUACUGUGGACCAAGCAAUCUUGAAUGAAUAGUUAGAGCAACUUCCAGCUUUCUUAGACAAAAGGGAGACAAGCUUCCAAGCUUGAAUUUUAAUCUGUAUGAAAUUCUUCACACUGAUUUAAGAGCUGCAAGAUGCAGGAGAGAAGCUGUGAGCAAGAUGCACCCCUAUCUUUAAUGAUGAAGGAUGCUUAUUCUGCAGAGGAGAGCAAUCAUGCAAACCACCAUGAAAACACAUAUGAAGAUUCAUCUUCUUUUGACCUCUUUUAUGAUUCCCUCUCAGACAUACAGGGUACAGAAUUUCCACAUGAGUUGUCUGCUUUUCUUAGUGAAGAGGAGAUAAACAAAAGCCUUGAACUUGCCCAGGAAUCUAUUAUGAAUCCUGUAGAGGAUGGGAAGGCAAAGCAGGAGGUCACAUAUUACUUCAACACCUCUUCUCCAAACUCACCAGAGGAGACCAAAGUGUGUGAUCCAGAUGCUUCCAAGAGGACUCAGGUAACAAGCCCAAAUUGCCUACUGAUUGCAUCUCAAAGUCUCCCAGAGCAGAAAAAGAAGAAUGUACAUUCUGAAGAAGCAAGCAAUAUUUUCAGUGUUACUGGGGGGAAAUCUAGCAUAUCACCCCUGCUACCUGCUAGGCCAAGCUUUAUUCGGAGUCUCAAACAUGCCGAAAAAUGUGGUCCAAGUGUGCAAAAGAUGAGCCCUAAGUCCAAAUCAUCAUCCAACAGUGAAGCUCCUUCCAAGAACAAGCUGUGUGAUAAAGCUGCCACUUUGAUAGAAGAACUCUCUUCCAUAUUUAGAGAAGCAGCCAAGACAAGAGUUAGGAGCCCAGAUGGAAACUCUUCUUCCCCAGACAGUGGGUACCUGUCCCCUAAAAACAAACAGUCAGUCAUGUCAAAUUCCUUAAUGAACUCAAUCCCAGACAAAACAUGUCAAGAGGGCAUUGCUGAAAAUGAGUUACCCAAAGUCACUCACAAUAGAGAAUCUGUGUUCCACAGGAAGGACAGCUCUCAGGCCAAUGAAAAUGACUCCCUGAACCAGCUUUCAAAGGAAAGUCACAAUCAAUUGUCAGCCCCUCAAUUUACCCUAAAACUCAGGAGUCUGGAAGUUGCUGAAGGAAGCAAGGUGCUGCUAGAAUGCAGAGUUACUGGAAACCCAACACCUCAUGUCAGGUAA
Molecule: messenger RNA, 1194 nt
Organism: Gekko japonicus
Lineage: Eukaryota; Metazoa; Chordata; Lepidosauria; Squamata; Gekkonidae
Product: palladin-like
Exons: 2
Coding region: 157-1194 (345 amino acids)
Source: RefSeq, a predicted model, not a curated record